AUGACCACUGCACACAAUCACAGUGCUGUCCCCGAUGUCGGCUUCUACGACUGGCUCAACAACAUCAUCCACUCCACAACAGGUUUGCCAGUCAUGACCCUGGUGGUGUUCGUGUUGGCCAUCUUCUCAGAAGGUCUGGGUUCGGCCAUCAGGCGUCUUCGGGCACGACCUGUCUUCUGGAUCAGGUCUAGAACACCGACUGUGAUCCUACACAACGUCCUGUCUACGCUGGUACACGCUAGCAAGGUCACACUGAUGUUUCUCCUGAUGGUCAUCUUUAUGGCGUUAAACGUCUGGUUGUGUCUGGCCGCCAUACUCGGCUCGGCACUGGGCUAUCUGGUCUUUAACUGGAGUUCACUAUGGGAGAGUGAAGCUCCAGACAAAGAAGAACUUGCCAAAUCACAUUGGUGA
Candidula unifasciata is the source of this 411-nucleotide messenger RNA. The record is from the annotation of a GenBank genome assembly. NCBI's taxonomy places the organism in Eukaryota, Metazoa, Mollusca, Gastropoda, Stylommatophora, Geomitridae.